CCGGCAACAUGGCUGCUGGCAUCGCAAACCAACAUUAUCCCCGUCUCCUCCUCUGAACCGAUCACUCGGGUUGUCAUCUCUUCUUCCCCUACCCUGUCUUUUUUCCCAAGACUGUUUGUCUUUGUUCGAGUGAUACCUGCUUGGCUGCUCUUUACCCCCCAGCCGUGUCGACCAUCAUGGGGGCUGCAAAGAGACAUACCUCGUCUCACUCGAGUCCGUACAACAGACUCGUAACGGUGGCCGUCGCUUUCGGUUCUAUGACCUAUGGCUACUGCUCGGCCAUCAUUGGGAGCACCAUCGGGCAACCAGGAUGGUAUCAGUUCUUCGACCUGCCUAUGCAAGGCGAACCAGGCUAUGGCGGAAAGACCACCGAUGCGAUUGCGACGGCGAACGGUCUAUACAGCGCAGGCGGAGCAGUCGGAUCUCUUUUCAUUGCUUGGUCAGCUACUGCCAUUGGCCGCAAACGAAGUAUUCAACUGGGUGCACUCUUGGCCAUCAUCGGAGGCGCUUUCCAGGGAGGUGCAGCGGCGCUGGCCAUGUUCCACGUGGGCCGAGUCAUCUCGGGCCUAGGGAUCGGGAUUCUCGUCACGGCCUGUCCGAUGUAUCUGUCUGAGUUGGCGCCGCCUGAAAACCGUGGGUGGUUGGUUGGCCAUCAUGCCAUCUUCUUGGUGUUUGGAUACAUGCUCUCGGGAUGGCUCGGGUAUGCAUGUUAUUUCGCAACGGACAAGAACCCGUCCUUUGCAUGGAGGUUUCCCCUCUGUGUUCAGACUCUUCCGCCGUUGGUGUUGGCGAUCACAUCGAUCUGGAUCCCCAAAUCGCCGAGAUGGCUCCUCCAAAAGGGCAGGACCGAAGAGGCCUGGACCGUUAUCCGGGCACUGCGCCGAUCGCCAGAAGACCCAGACGAUCUAGUGGCGAAGGAGGAACUGUACCAGACCAAAGAGCAGAUCGCGCUUGACUCCGCCAAACUGAAGGCUGUUGGAUAUGGCCCCUGGAUGGCUUGCAUCAAGAAGAAGAGCUAUCGCAAGAGAAUGAUCAUUGGCUUCUUGACGCAAUGGGGAGCCGAGUUUGCUGGUCCCUUGGUCAUUAACAACUAUAUGGUGAUUCUAUACACGAACCUCGGGCAGACAGGAUCGAUGCCCCUCCUUCUCUCCGCCGUCUGGCUCACCACAGCCGGUGUCAUCUACAACCCAACAGGCGCGUGGCUCCACGAUAAGGUCAAUUCCCGGCGCUUCAUGUACAUGUUCGGCACGGCGGGCUGCCUGGUGACGACGUCGAUCCUCUGCGCGCUGCUCGCGACGUACGCCGGCACGACGGACAAGGGCGGCAACGCGGGCGGCGUCUUCAUCGUAUUCCUGUACCUCACGUUCCAGGGCACGUUCUGCGACACGACCAUGUACCUGUACGUGAGCGAGAUCUUUCCGACCGAGAUCCGGCCGAUCGGGAUGGGCUUCUCGCUGUUCGGGCAGUUCGCGGCGACCAUCAUCCUGCUGCAGACGGCGCCGAUCGGCUUCGUCACCGUGGGCUGGAAGUACUACCUGGUGAUCGUGUGCUGGUGCAUCGUCUACCUGCCCAUGAUCUACUUCUUCUGGCCCGAGACCGCGCGCCUGUCGCUCGAGGAGAUCUCCAAGCAGUUUGGCGACGACGUCGCCGUCCACGUCAACGACAUCAGCGACGAGCAGCGCCGCGAGCUCGACGAGUUCCUCAAGUCCAAGGACAUCGUCCACUCGUCCGCCGGCGCCGACUCGGGCUCCCCGGCCACGGAGAUCCAGGAGGAAGCCACGGAGAAAGUCUGAAAGGGGUUUCCCUGCGAUGUACUUACGCCUGUACACGCAUGUAUUCACAUUCACGUCCUGACAAUAGCAGGUCGGCGUAUACAUGACCGACCUGGAAAAAGAAAGGGAAAAAAGAGGAGAGAUGAAGACAAGGAAGGAGGAGGACAAAACCAAAAAGAAUUGACUGACGACGCGAUCGACGACGAAAAAACUGUUUAAUUGGGCUUUUCCCGCCUCCAACUGCGACUUUUCUGGUUCUAAAUACCUAGUUCUAUCGUUCCCCCCGUACAUACAUACAUAACACCCGACGCAAGUUUCGAGGGCUUUUGCAUUUCGGGAUAUUUGGUGUCCAAUGUGAGGUUGCAUAGCAGGUUUCCCAAUCCAAUAUACAAAUACUGGGUGGGCAUCAGAGAGGAGAGGACUGGAAUCUUAUCAUGAUUGUCC
Molecule: messenger RNA, 2216 nt
Organism: Cladophialophora immunda
Lineage: Eukaryota; Fungi; Ascomycota; Eurotiomycetes; Chaetothyriales; Herpotrichiellaceae
Exons: 5
Coding region: 177-1793 (538 amino acids)
Biological process (GO): carbohydrate transport; transmembrane transport
Cellular component (GO): membrane
Molecular function (GO): carbohydrate:proton symporter activity
Source: RefSeq, a predicted model, not a curated record